Molecule: messenger RNA, 1777 nt
Organism: Gastrolobium bilobum
Lineage: Eukaryota; Viridiplantae; Streptophyta; Magnoliopsida; Fabales; Fabaceae
Product: probable amino acid permease 7
Exons: 7
Coding region: 140-1525 (461 amino acids)
Cellular component (GO): plasma membrane
Source: RefSeq, a predicted model, not a curated record
AUGUAGUUCCCCAACAUAGACAUUAACUUCAAGUUCAACUUGAUGCAUCACAGUUUGUCUUCAAUGUUAUUAGCUUAGACCUUUCUAUACUAUGCAGUAAAAUCCAUGAGAUUUCAUUGAGUUGGAUGCUAAGAUAAAGAUGGAUGUGAAAAACUCCCUCCAAAUAACUAGAAGUUCUUCCUGUGAUUAUGAUGAUGAUGGACAUGCCAAGAGGACUGGAACUUUAAGGAGUGCUGUGGCUCAUAUCAUCACAGCUGUUAUUGGUUCUGGUGUUCUGUCUCUUGCAUGGAGUACUUCUCAAUUAGGAUGGAUUGGGGGGCCAGUUGCCUUGCUUUGUUUUGCAAUUGUAACCUAUAUUUCUUCAUUCCUCAUGUCUGAUUGUUACAGAAAUCCUGAUCCUGUAACUGGGAAAAGAAACUACAGUUACAUGGAUGCUGUUAGGGUCAAUCUUGGUAAGAGAAGGACAUUUUUGGCUGGUUUCCUUCAAUUUUUGACCUUGUAUGGGACUAGUAUCGCUUAUGUAAUUACCACAGCAAAUAGUUUGAGAGCGAUUCUGAGAUCAAAUUGUUAUCACAAGGAAGGGCAUCAGGCUCCUUGUGGUUAUGGGGGUAAUUUGUAUAUGAUGCUGUUUGGACUUGUUCAGGUUGUAAUGUCAUUCAUACCAGAUCUCCACAACAUGACAUGGGUUUCAGUUGUUGCUGCACUUAUGUCCUUUACAUACUCUUUCAUUGGACUAGGACUUGGCAUAGCAACAGUCAUAGAAAAUGGAAAAAUUAUGGGGAGCAUAACAGGAGUACCAGCUGCUAAUAUUGCUGACAAAAUAUGGUUAAUCUUCCAAGCACUUGGUGACAUUGCCUUUGCUUAUCCAUACUCUAUUAUCCUUCUUGAGAUACAGGACACUCUAGAGUCUCCUCCACCAGAAAACCAAACCAUGAAAAAGGCCUCCAUGAUUGCAAUCUUCAUUACAACAUUCUUCUACCUCUGCUGUGGAUGUUUUGGAUAUGCAGCUUUUGGAAAUGCUACACCAGGAAACCUCUUAACUGGUUUUGGGUUUUAUGAGCCUUACUGGCUUAUUGACUUUGCUAAUGCUUGCAUUAUUCUUCAUUUGGUGGGAGGAUAUCAGAUUUACAGUCAGCCAAUAUAUAGUGCUGUUGAUAGAUGGAGUUCUAGAAAAUUCCCCAAUAGUGGCUUUGUGAAUAACUUCCACAAACUGAAACUGCCUCUAUUGCCUGGUUUUAAGCUAAAUCUUUUCAGGUUCUGUUUUAGAACAGCCUAUGUGAUUUCAACCGUUGGAUUUGCAAUCCUGUUUCCUUACUUCAACCUUGUUCUAGGAGUGUUAGGAGCCAUAAUCUUUUGGCCAUUGGCUAUAUAUUUCCCAGUAGAGAUGCACUUUGUACUGAACAAAGUUGAAGCUUGGACUAGAAAAUGGAUUGUUCUAAGGACAUUUAGCUUUGUUUGCUUUCUUGCAACAAUAGUAGGCCUGGUGGGAUCAAUUGAAGGAAUCAUAAGAGAGAAACUUAGCUGAAAGUUAAAGGUUUAUGGCAUACCACUGAGUAAUGCUUACUUCAUUUGAGUUUGUAGAUUGGUUGCGUAGUAUUUCAUGUAAUUCAGUUUCAUGUUAAUGCCUGGAAGUGAAUAAUAAGGUACUAGUCAUGGAAUUAUAAGUAAUGCUUUGUGAAGAAUACCCUUCAAAAGAGCAAAUUCUAACAAGGCAGUAGUUUGUGUUAUUUGUGCAUAACGAAUUACUAUUGUAAAGGCCUAGAAUUUAAAGUUCAAA